AGUUCAGAAAAAAAAUAUAUCAGCCAGAGGUUCCUUGACCAGAAAAGAAAAGAAUUUCUUGAGCUGAAACAGGGCAAUAGAUCAGUAUCUGAAUAUGAAAGAGAAUUUGUUCGAUUGAGUAAAUAUGCUCGAGAAUGGGUACAGUCAGAAGCUGAAAUGUGCAAACGAUUCGAAGAAGGGUUGAAUGAAGACAUUAAGUUACUGAUCGAAAUUCUUGAAAUUCGAGAGUUUGCUACAUUGGCAGAGAGAGCUUAUAAAGUAGAAGAAUUGAGCAAAGAAAAGAAACAGGCUGAGAGGGAAGCUCGAAAUUUUAGUAAAAGACCAAUGGGAAAAUCCCAGUUUUCUGCUUCAAAGAAAUUGAAGAAAUAUCAGGAUCGUUCUACUUCAGCCAUUGGGUAUUCGGGCAAAGAGCGAGGUUCUCAACGCACUAAUCCAAGGCCUUCUACUCCAUCAGUGACCAGUGUUGGCAGUGUUGGCACUCCUAAACCAAGAUGCCAGUACUGUAAUAAAGCUCAUUUUGGUGAAUGCCGAUUUAAGAGUGGGGCUUGUUACCGAUGUGGUUCUUUUGACCAUUUCCUCAGAGAUUGUCCAGAAAGGGUUGAAAAAGAAGCUGAACAGAUAUCGAAGCCGAGUAAUCCAGUUUGGAGGGGCAGACCACCUCGACCAUCCGGUAAUGUCAGUGGUAGUCGAGGAGCUACAAAAGAUACUAUAGGUAGGCCUGAGGUACGAGCACCUGCUAGGACAUAUGCCAUUCGUGCCAGAGAAGAUGCUUCAGCACCCGAUGUUAUUACUGAUCCAGAAGAUUCAAAUACGAAGCUAGAUCGAGGAAAGGAAAAAGUUUGGGAUUAGUAGAUUUUUACUGUUUACAAACAAGUAUCAAGGUAAG
Gossypium arboreum is the source of this 886-nucleotide messenger RNA. RefSeq lists its product as uncharacterized. Gene Ontology annotation, molecular function: zinc ion binding; nucleic acid binding. The transcript is spliced from 2 exons. Lineage: Eukaryota; Viridiplantae; Streptophyta; Magnoliopsida; Malvales; Malvaceae. Bases 157 to 849 code for a protein of 230 amino acids. The record is from RefSeq and is a predicted model, not a curated record.